AUGCAACACGACGACGUGAUUUGGGACAUUAUCGGCAACACGCAGUUCUGCUCCUUCAAAAUCAAGACCAAGAGUCAAAAGUUCUGUCGAAAUGAGUUCAACAUCACCGGCCUAUGUAACCGCUCGUCUUGUCCGCUGGCCAACAGUCAAUACGCCACCAUUCGGGAGGAGAAAGGUCAAUGUUUCCUCUACAUGAAGGAGAUUGAGCGAGCGGCGUUUCCUGCCAAAUUGUGGGAAAAGGUGAAGCUGAGCAAAAACUACGAGCGAGCGCUGGAGCAGAUCGACGAGAACCUGAUCUAUUGGCCUCGCUUUAUUCGUCACAAAUGCAAACAGCGCUUCACCAAGAUCACGCAGUACUUGAUCCGCAUGCGCAAGCUCGUCCUCAAGAGGCAGAGGAAGCUGGUACCUUUGAGUCGUAAGGUGGAGCGUCGAGAGAAGCGCAAGGAGGAAAAAGCUCUGAUCGCAGCGCAGUUGGACAAUGCCAUAGAGAAGGAACUGUUGGAGAGACUCAAGCAAGGGACGUACGGUGACAUUUACAACUUCCCCAUCGUGGCCUUCGACAAAGCUAUGGGUCAGCAGGACGAAGAGAGCGAAGAUGAAGAGGAGAGCGAGGAUGAGGAGGAGCUGGAGCGAGAUGACCAGGACGUAGGCAAGAGGGAGUUUGUCGCCGCCGAUGAAAUAGAAGAGAGCGACCUAAGCGACUUUGAGGAAAUGAACAACUUGAGGACGAGCAGCGACGAGGAGCAAAGUGACCAAGAAAUGUCAACGGAGGAUGACGAAGAGGGCAAAAAGAGGAAAGGGUCACGCGGGAAAGGCAAAUCUCCAGCCAACGGCUCCGCGGUGCGAAGGAAGCGAGCAUAUGUGGAGAUUGAGUACGAGCAGGAAACUGAGCGGCCGGGUGAAAAGAGCCUCGCCACGUAG
Nerophis lumbriciformis (worm pipefish) is the source of this 921-nucleotide messenger RNA. NCBI's taxonomy places the organism in Eukaryota, Metazoa, Chordata, Actinopteri, Syngnathiformes, Syngnathidae. The record is from RefSeq and is a predicted model, not a curated record.